AUGAGGAAGAAAAUGGUAAGCCUCAAUCCUGGAUAUUCAACCACAAAGUUAAAAAAAACUGAGGUCCAAGCACAAGAAGUUGAGACAACACCAACUUCUCAGACUAAGGAUGCCAAAAACCUUGUAUCUAAGUUCGGUCUUGAGUCGACCAAAUAUGCUCGCACUCCCAUGAGCACCAAUCUUCACAUUUCCAAAGAUUCCUUUGGUACUAAUGUUGAUCCUACCCUGUAUAGGAGUAUGGUAGGGAGUCUCUUGUACCUCAUAACCAGUCAUCUUGACAUUGCAUUUAGUGUAGGUGUUUGUGCCCGUUACCAAGCCUGUCCUAAAAAGUCUCAUCUGAUUGCUGUCAAACGCAUCAUUAAGUAUGUGAAUGGGACAUUGGGUUAUGGGAUUUGGUUUUCGACCGACACUACAGCUGAAAUCACGGGUUUUUCUGAUGCUGACUGGGUAGGGUGUGCUGAUGAUUGUAAGGGCACAUCUAAGGGGUGUUUUUACCUUGGGAAUAAUUUGGUUGCCUGGCAUAGCAAAAGACAAAAUGCCAUUUCUCUUUCGACAGCUGAGACUGAGUAUAUUGAUGCAGGGAGUUAUUGUGCACAAAUGUUGUAG
Molecule: messenger RNA, 606 nt
Organism: Camellia sinensis
Lineage: Eukaryota; Viridiplantae; Streptophyta; Magnoliopsida; Ericales; Theaceae
Source: RefSeq, a predicted model, not a curated record